GUGGCGAUGAACCGAGCUCAGGUGUGUUUAAUAUCCAGUUCCAAGUCCGGAGAGAGGCACCUCUAUCUUAUUAAAGUGUCGAGGGAUAAGAUCUCAGACAGCGAUGACCAAGAAACGACCAACUGCGAUGCUAAAGCAAUCUUUAUGGUGCUGACCAGCGUGCUGCCGAAGGACGACUGGUGGAAUCUCCUCCUGAAGGCCAUCUACGCACUCUGCGACCUCGCUCGCUACAAGGAGGCGGAGCUCCUCGUGGACUCCUCCCUGGAGUACUAUUCCUUCUACGACGACCGGCAGAAGCGCAAGGAACUGGAGUACUUUGGCCUCUCGGCGGCGAUCCUGGACAAGAAUUUUCGAAAAGCGUAUAACUACAUCAGGAUCAUGGUCAUGGAGCACGUCAGCAAACCUCAGCUCUGGAAUAUCUUCAACCAAAUCACCAUGCACUCGCAGGACGUCCGGCACCAUCGCUUCUGCCUGCGGCUGAUGCUGAAAAACCCUGAGAACCAUGCGCUUUGCGUCUUAAACGGCCACAAUGCUUUCGUUUCCGGCAGUUUCAAGCACGCUCUCGGGCAAUACGUACAAGCUUUCCGCACUAAUCCAGAGGAGCCCCUCUACAGCCUCUGCAUAGGGCUCACUUUCAUCCACAUGGCGUCUCAGAAGUACGUGUUGAAGAGGCAUGCGCUCAUAGUCCAGGGCUUCUCCUUCCUUCACCGCUACCUGCAGCUCCGUGGCUCGUGCCAAGAAUCUCUGUACAAUUUAGGCCGCGGUCUUCACCAGCUCGGAUUGGUCCAUCUGGCCAUUCACUACUACCAGAAGGCCCUGGAGCUUCCCCCGCUGGUCUUGGAG
Molecule: messenger RNA, 843 nt
Organism: Gekko japonicus
Lineage: Eukaryota; Metazoa; Chordata; Lepidosauria; Squamata; Gekkonidae
Product: general transcription factor 3C polypeptide 3-like
Exons: 5
Biological process (GO): transcription by RNA polymerase III
Cellular component (GO): transcription factor TFIIIC complex
Molecular function (GO): protein binding
Source: RefSeq, a predicted model, not a curated record